Messenger RNA from Owenia fusiformis, 1191 nucleotides. The record is from the annotation of a GenBank genome assembly. Lineage: Eukaryota; Metazoa; Annelida; Polychaeta; Sabellida; Oweniidae.
UCGCGCCAAAUAGAGCUUUACUGAAGAAAUAUAAUAGCCAAGUUUUUACUAAAUCCAUGGAGCGAUCGGUAUGAUAUAAGUAGAUCCAUCUGAAGAUAAAAAGGAAAAAUUUCUGAAAAAUAAAAUCUGAUUUUUCACUCGGUUCAUUUCCAUUCGAAAUGUCCUGGCAUCCGGGGAGAGUGAGUAGGAUGAACUCUCCGAGAAGAAGAGGAACACUGCGAGGUGCAUUGAUGAACAUCAGUACAACGCCGAGAAUGGGGAGAGGUCCAGAUUCCUAUGGUAACCAGAUGUUCCUCCAUGAACAAUUCCUCACCCCCUCCCCAGACGAGGAAAUAAUCCAACGUCGCAGUUCACGACUCGGGAACAAAACACCUGCUGAUGUCACACAAAGGCUCGUGUUUGAUGACAAUGAGGUAGUUACUGACACGCCUCCGAAGACACCAAAGAUGUCGCCAAGGAAACGUCUCGUCCUCACCCCUACUAAAUCGAACCCCAACUCACCAGCUAAGUGUAUAGCAUGUACCCCUAAGAGACAGCGAAUGAUCAGAAAGAAGCGAGGCAUCCCCCUUACUACAGAACUGAGUGGACUGAGCAAAGAUCAGGUUGUCUUUCUUCUAGGCACCAUAGUCUCAAGUCACCCUGAAUUGGAGGAGGAAGUACGAGAUUUGCUGCCAGCUCCUGACUUGCGCCCUCUGGAGGAGAAUCUCCGCUAUCUCAGGAAAAACAUCUAUAAAGCUAUUCCAGAUAGGAAGUUUGGUUCAAUGUCUCGCGAUUCACCUAGUUUUAAACGUGUCAAAACUCACCUGGAAACCUUCAAAAGGACUUUAACAGACCAAGGAAAAGAACUACUACAUGCUCAACAGUGGGAAGCGAGUAUAGAUUACUCCCUGCUCGCUUGGAAAUAUGUCUCUGAACUACCAGACUGGGAUUAUGAAAGCCAUAAGCAGAUUAAGAUCCAAUGUUAUAAGAACAUGGCAGCUCAAUGUAUGUCAGCCUUGAAGAAAAGCACCCUAGAAAAGGAAUAUUAUCACUCAAUCAAACCUAAGAUAGAAUCAGCUUCUAAAAUAUAUGCAGAAAUAGGACUUUGUUUACCACAGAUUGAUAAGAUACUAGAAACCCUACAAUGAUAGCUGUAGACUGUACACAGUAACAAAUUAUGGCAGAAAAACAGUAAAACUUGUAAAGUGGAAC